AUGGUCCGCUGUAGAACGUGCAACAACCUGACGGCCGAGGAUCUACCGGCGAGCAACACCCCAACUUCAUAUCACCCUUCAUGCGAGAAGAUAUUCCAAGUCGAAAAGGAAGCUGGAGAAUUUGAGGAUUCUGCUGCUAUGGGAUGUGCUACAUGCGAUUUGAUCCUUCAGGCUAUUCGGCACUAUAUCGACACUCCAGGCUCUGGUCUAUCUCUGAGCGAUCCCUUGUUGGACAAAAUCCUCCUCGAAGGGGACUGCAAUGAGCCCCUCAGGGUCUCUUUUAGUAGCCCCAAAAAGCUCCUCACGACCCUUGAGCUCUUUGAAGAAAGGCAUCAUUUCAAGGGAGACUACGCAUCGCUGUACCCCGCAGUUGGCUUUGGCAGCACUCCUACUGAAGUUCUUGAUGUUGACUUUGCUGCUAGACUUGCUAGUCAAUGGAUUACCCGCUGUGUUAAUGAACAUAGAUGCGUCGAAGAUGAUGUACCGUUGCUCCCAAGUCGAGUGCUCGAUAUAACAUCAGAUUCAGUCAAGCUGGUGACUCCUGCUCCUUCUACGCCCGGCCGUUACGCGGCGCUGAGCUACUGUUGGGGCAGCGCUGGCAACCUGACUACCACAUUGGACAAUAUCAACGAAAGAAGGGCGGGAAUUGUGUGGGAUGACCUCCCCAAUCUGAUUCAGGACGUUAUACAGAUUAUUCGUCGACUUGGGAUUGGUUAUCUUUGGGUUGAUGCGCUGUGUAUUAUCCAGAAUGACAGCGCCGACUGGCGGGCAGAAUCUUCCAAGAUGGGGGAUACAUACGGCAGCGCAUAUCUAACCAUCGCAGCCGAUGCAGCCAAGGACACAUCUCGCCGGCUGACCAGCCCGAGGAACUCUACCCUGCGCUCAACGCGCCAUCGACACAUAGCCCCUCUAGAGGAAUCUGCUGGCACGAGAAAGAACAAGAGAAUCGAGGUUCCCCCGCCAUUGGUCGUUGAUGGACUUACGCGUUCGCUUUGUGUUCGAGAACCAUGGUGGCAUAGUGACAUGGUUGAGCACUCCACAGUUUACGAUAUGACAUUCCCACUGAUCAUGAGAGGAUGGGCGCUGCAGGAACGACUUUUUUCAAGUAGGGUUUUGCACUUUGCAGCUUACGAGAUGAUCUGGGAAUGCAAAGCGUCUCUUAACUGCGAAUGCGAAGGGGUCUCCCAGGAACACGCUUGCUGGGGCGACGGCCAUGAGUCCCCAAAGGUAUCAUUUGAGACGGCAAAAGCGAUGAUCAGCAAGAAUCGUACGAUGAAGCCUUUGCCAAGUUGGGCUGCUCCUAGCCGCGUGAUGCAGGAUCCGGAUUUUGGCUCUGUCUGGACACGGCUUGUGUCAGCAUACUCGGCACGUCGUCUCACUUUUGAAAGGGACCGGCUUCCUGCUAUCUCUUCCCUGGCAAGAUACUUUUCCCUUGGAAGGACUUAUCUUGCAGGGUUAUGGGCGGAUGACCUGCCGUGGCACCUGGCCUGGUGUGUCGAAGACGUCGAUGAAUGGAGUCCCAGAAGCACCAAUGAGUAUAGCGGACCGACGUGGUCUUGGGCAUCGACAAUAGAAGAAGUAUCCUGGCCAUCGUGGAGGGAUCAGGCUAAGAGUCGGGUUCAGAUUCUGGAGGCUUCGACUGCGCCGAUGAGCUUCAAUGAAUACGGCGAGGUCUCUUGGGGGAGAAUCCGACUGCGGGCCUGCGUUGCUGUUGCCAAAAAAGCAAGUCGUCGUCAUCGUACGCCUGGCCUCGUCAAUCCUCGUGGCGACUUCUUCUCUAUCCAUUCAGAUGUUGGAAAAGGCCAGAAGAAGUCAGGCUCCAAUCAGCGGACUGUGUAUAAUCUAGAGGCUAACGAGGACUUGUGGUGUCUUUUAUUGCUCGACGAUGUCGAUCCUUACGCUUUUGGGACGGAAUGCCGUACAUACUGGGUCAUGGUGGCUGCAAAGCCGAACGACCAGUCGAUCCGAAGAGCUCGCCUCGACCCUGAUGCUCACAAGGACAUUAUAAUUUGCGAGCGGAUUGGUUAUUUGAGGAAUUUGGAAAUGUCCCGUGAAAAAAGAAAAGCUACGAAGUGGAUCACUGGGGCAAACUUCAAGCAGAAGGAAGUUAUUUUAAUCUAG
Messenger RNA from Diaporthe amygdali, 2121 nucleotides. RefSeq lists its product as uncharacterized. Bases 1 to 2121 code for a protein of 706 amino acids. Lineage: Eukaryota; Fungi; Ascomycota; Sordariomycetes; Diaporthales; Diaporthaceae. The record is from RefSeq and is a predicted model, not a curated record. The transcript has a single exon.